AUAUAAUGUAUAAAUUAUUAAGAAAAUAAAUUAAAAAUUUUAAAAAUCGGAAAUUGUGUGGUAAAACUUACGUAGUACUUUGUACCUAACCUCUCUUUUUUCGCUGGUCAGCGUAUUAUAAACAACUUGUGCAAAAAUGGGGAAGCGAAAUAAUAUGAUCCCGAAUGGCCAUUUCCACAAGGAUUGGCAACGUUUCGUAAAGACCUGGUUUAACCAACCAGCAAGAAAAUUCCGUAGAAAGCAAAAUAGAGUUAAAAAAGCACGUACUCUUGCUCCCAGGCCAACAGAACUUUUGAGACCAGUGGUUCACUGUCCAACUGUCAGAUAUCACUCGAAAAUUCGAGCUGGAAAGGGUUUCACUCUUGCUGAAUUAAAAGCAAGUGGUUUGAAUAAACAUUUCGCAAGAACUAUUGGCAUUGCAGUUGAUCCACGACGAAGAAAUAAAUCCGUCGAAUCUCUGCAAAAGAAUGCUCAGAGACUUAAAGAAUACAGAGCCAAAUUAAUUCUGUUCCCAAUGAAUGAGAAGAAGCCCAAGAAGGGAGAAGCAACUGAGGAAGAACAAAAGGUAGCUGUUCAAUUUAAGGGACAAAUUAUGCCGUUCAAACAUCAAGCCCCAGCGAAGGCUAAAGCCAGUGUAUUAACAGAUGAGGAUAAGAAAUUCUCAGCUUAUGUUACGCUUCGCAAAGCCAGAGCAGACGCACGUUUAGUUGGAAUUAGAGCGAAACGCGCGAAAGAUGCUUCAGAAAAUCCAGACGAUGUGACAAAAGUUGCAUCCAAAGAGAAGAAAGCUAAAAAGUAAACAUCUUUAACUUUGUCAUCUAUUAUUAUAUAAUAAACUGGAAAUUCCAACAAA
This is a messenger RNA of Leptopilina boulardi, 853 nucleotides long. It is a transcript of the gene RpL13, whose product is annotated as 60S ribosomal protein L13. NCBI's taxonomy places the organism in Eukaryota, Metazoa, Arthropoda, Insecta, Hymenoptera, Figitidae. Gene Ontology annotation, biological process: translation. The transcript has 4 exons. The coding region runs from base 137 to 799 and encodes 220 amino acids. Gene Ontology annotation, molecular function: RNA binding; structural constituent of ribosome. The record is from RefSeq and is a predicted model, not a curated record. Gene Ontology annotation, cellular component: cytosolic large ribosomal subunit; ribosome.